Molecule: messenger RNA, 739 nt
Organism: Plectropomus leopardus (leopard coralgrouper)
Lineage: Eukaryota; Metazoa; Chordata; Actinopteri; Perciformes; Serranidae
Gene: hddc3
Product: HD domain containing 3
Molecular function (GO): guanosine-3',5'-bis(diphosphate) 3'-diphosphatase activity
Source: RefSeq, a predicted model, not a curated record
CAGUUUCCCCCCGGACACCAGAGGAGACGGACUGCUACGCCGUAGAGGAGCGACGCUGAAGUUCAGCUAACGUGACGCUGUUCCUCUGUCAUUGUUUAUUUUUUCCACCAUGAAUUCAGACGCAGUUUUACUGUUAGAGACGGUCAAUUUUGCCGCAGAGAAACAUCGUAACCAGCGACGUAAAGACCCGGAGGGAACGCCGUACAUCAACCACCCCGUCGGAGUAGCGAGAAUCCUCAGCCAUGAAGGAGGCGUCACAGAAAUCGAGGUUUUGCAAGCUGCUCUGCUUCAUGACACAGUGGAGGACACGGACACCUCUCCUGCAGAACUUGAAGCCAAGUUUGGACCGGUCGUGGCUCGCAUCGUUCAGGAGGUGACGGAUGAUAAGAGUCUGCCCAAACAGGAGAGGAAGCGUCUGCAGGUGGAACAUGCGCCUCACUGCAGCCACCAAGCCAAACUGGUCAAACUGGCUGAUAAACUAUACAACCUGCGGGAUCUGAACCGCUGCACCCCUGCUGGUUGGACAGCCGAGCGGGUGCAUGAGUAUUUUGUGUGGGCCUCUGAGGUAGUUAGAGGCCUGAAAGGAACCAACUCGGCUCUGGAAGAGAAGCUGGAGGAACUGUUCAGACAGAGAGGAGUCCAGCUCUAACAACACAACAGCUGAGAACAGGCCAUUCAGAUUACAAAUCAAAUACACUUUCAUUUGUAAAUAAAUGAAAUAAAUCAUAUUUCAUAUAAA